CUUCAUCUUCAACCUUGUCUUUUCCUUUCGCGUCUAAAGUCUUGCCGUCUCUGCUGAAUUCAUGUCGAAAGUCGUACUUUGACAUUAGAAUGAUACGAUAUGGCUAUCUGCCGUAAGGAUCUAAUUUUCUCAUAUGCGUCGACAGACUUGGAAUUCAAUUGAGCCUGGCCCUCUCUGGCGACCCGUCCUGUUGUAUAUUGUACUUUAAAACCCUGGAUUCUAUGUCAGCCUACGUCAGUCUGUCAAAUACCCGACCCGGAAUCAGAGUAAAAAGGCGGACCCGCGUUCAUGGCGACCCUACAAAUGAUUUUGUCGGCCAUCCCUCUGGGGUACAUUAGCUUUGUAUCGUUUUGCAUGGAUUUCAUCUGGAUCUCUGCAAUAACUCUGUGUGUAUACCUUGUCGCUCUGUCUCUUGGACGUGCCCUUCGACGCAAGCAUCUACAGAAAGAAACUUGCGUGCUUGAUUUAGAAAGACUUGGAUUCAGACUUGCCAGCAAGAAAAUCAAGGGGACAGCUGUCAUUUGUGGUGGAAGUGUGGGGGGCCUCCUCGCAGCUCGUGUAUGCCAUGAUCAUUUUGAAGACGUCGUCAUCGUUGAGCCAGAGUCGUGGCUGAAUUCCGAGGAUGCACGGCGUACAGAUUCAUGGAAUCAAGAAAAUCGACGUUCCCGUGUCAUGCAGAAUGACUCGUUCCAAGUAAUAAUGGUAAUGGGCUACUUGAUUUUGUCCAAGUUAUUCCCCAACUUCGAAGAGGAAUGUAAAGUCUCUGGUAUCAAAAUAGGACCCCACGAGACACGUACGUAUGUGUCAGGGAACGCACCUAAGAGACCCCACGCAGAGUAUGGGGGUUCCCUUCCCUCGACGAUUUACGCUAGUCGCAUUGGACUGGAAACCUGCCUUCGACGCCUAGUUCUUGGUGGAAGAUAUAAGAACAUUCGUCAAAUUAUUGGCACUGUCACUGGUGUGUCUCGGAGCACAUCUAAUUCGAACCUCCUCGACGCAGUUACCGUGCGCACUCCUGAAGGACCUAGUAGUAUCGAGACCGCUCUUGUUAUAGACUGCACAGGACCUGCAUCUGCGGGACUUAAAUGGCUUCGAAGGGAAGGUUUCGGUUUCAUGGACUCAUACAACCAGGACCAACUACCAUUAGAUGACCUGAAAGUAGCUUAUGACCAGAAGCUUCAGUACACAACACUCCAAUUCCAUAUUACGCCAGAGGUUGCGACAAGACUUCCUGGCCUCCCAGCUCCCUUCGAUGAGUGUGGCAUAAUUUAUUGCCUAGCAACGGAUCCCGAAAAAGAGAGUCGAUGCAUGUAUACAAAUCGCGUUGAUAGAAAUAUCAUUCAAAUUUGUUUCAGUACGAUGGGAGAAUGCGAACUUCCAACUAAUCUCGAUACUGCAAAAGCAUGUGCUCGAAGCCUUGUCACCGAGAAACCGAUUCCUCAGUCAUUCUUUGCACUUCUCGAUGCUCUAGACGAAGUCCGGGACAACAUGACGUGUAGCAAAGUCCGUUUCAUCGGAUCAACCCACAUUCGGUAUGAGAAGGGUGUCAACUUGCCAUCGAACUGGGUUGCCCUUGGCGACAGUGUCAUGACCGUCAAUCCGGUCUAUGGACAUGGAAUCACAAAAGCCUUCUUCGGCGCUGUUUGUCUCAACGUCUUGCUGCAGAAUUUGACCGAAAUACAUGAGGAGUUUUCUAGUCUUUUCUUCCGCAUGCAGGCCGAUAAGAUCAUACCGCUUUGGAAUGGCACGAAAGUAGGAGAUUACUGGUAUCGCACCACAGUCCCGAUUCCUGGAGAAACUUUAUCUCAGGGCUCCUGGCUUCGGUGGUACAUGAAACAAUUAACCAUUCUGUCCUUUACGGACGAUCAAGCGGGUUCUGCGUUGUGGCACGUCAGAGCUCUUCUUGCACCGUCGAUAGAUGCCUUGCAACCGGGGUUGAUAUUCAAAGUGCUGUGGAAUUUCUUCAAGGACUCAGUUUCAUACAGGCGAUACAAGCUCGAUGAGUAAUGUGUUUAGACAUAUGCUUGACACUCAAAAUCUGUAAUACUACCUCCUACCUAGGACUCUAACACCUGAUUUCAAAUUGGCGCAAAACAGACAUGAAACGAGUCUCUUCAGGGAAGCGACUGCUGGUUGAAGACGAG
This is a messenger RNA of Desarmillaria tabescens, 2144 nucleotides long. RefSeq lists its product as uncharacterized. The transcript has 11 exons. NCBI's taxonomy places the organism in Eukaryota, Fungi, Basidiomycota, Agaricomycetes, Agaricales, Physalacriaceae. The record is from RefSeq and is a predicted model, not a curated record. The coding region runs from base 289 to 2007 and encodes 572 amino acids.